CCGUCCCAGCGUCUUCACCAGUUCAUUUACAUCUUGUUUUGUCGCCGAGUGUGCAAAAUACUGAACAAAAGAGUGCAUGCCAAAACGGCCUUAUACAAUUUUCUUUUAGAAAACAAGCAGGCAUCACCUAAUUACCUGUCCUCACUCCUCUGAACUACUAUAUCCAGUCCUUAAUCCGAUGCCAAUUCCUACUGGUCACUGAUCGCCAUGAUCCGCGUGUUUUUGGGAGCAUAAAUGUGCAGCGCGGUCCCUGUGGCAAGCUCCUGUAACCUCAAUACAAGCUAUGCAGCAGCUCGUGGCGUUGCUGGUACUGAUCUCCCUCCCCGUGCGCGCGGCGCCUGUCUCCGGCGCCGGCGUCGUGGUGGCGCUGCUCACGCACUCCGACGCCGGCCGCGGCUUCGCGAGGCCCGAGCUCGUGCGGCGAAUGGCGCACCGAGCCAGGGCGCGCCGCCGGCUCCUGUCCUCGCACGAACGCCCCGUGCGCGCGCGGGUGCGCGCAGGGCUCGUCGCCGCCGCCGGCGGGAUUGCGACGAACGAGUAUCUGGUGCACCUGGCGGUCGGCACGCCGCCGCGGCCCGUGGCGCUCACGCUCGACACCGGCAGCGACCUCGUCUGGACGCAGUGCGCGCCCUGCCGCGACUGCUUCGACCAGGGCAUCCCGCUCCUGGACCCCGCGGCGUCCUCCACGUACGCCGCGCUCCCCUGCGGCGCGCCGCGGUGCCGCGCGCUCCCGUUCACGUCGUGCGGCGGCCGGAGCUGCGUCUACGUCUACCACUACGGCGAUAAGUCGGUCACCGUCGGCAAGAUCGCCACCGACCGCUUCACCUUCGGGGACAACGGCCGUCGUAAUGGCGACGGCAGCCUCCCCGCCACGCGGCGCCUGACCUUCGGCUGCGGCCACUUCAACAAGGGCGUGUUCCAGUCGAACGAGACCGGUAUCGCCGGCUUUGGCAGGGGGAGGUGGUCACUCCCCUCCCAGCUCAACGCCACGAGCUUCUCCUACUGCUUCACAUCCAUGUUCGACUCCAAGAGCAGCAUCGUCACUCUUGGCGGCGCGCCGGCCGCGCUCUACAGCCACGCGCACAGCGGCGAGGUCCGCACCACCCCACUCUUCAAGAACCCCUCGCAGCCCUCGCUCUACUUCCUCUCGCUUAAGGGCAUAUCCGUCGGCAAGACACGGCUGCCGGUUCCGGAGACGAAGUUCCGGUCGACGAUCAUCGACUCGGGCGCGUCCAUCACGACGCUUCCCGAGGAAGUGUACGAGGCCGUGAAGGCGGAGUUCGCGGCGCAGGUCGGGCUGCCGCCGAGCGGCGUGGAGGGGUCGGCGCUCGACGUCUGCUUCGCGCUGCCCGUGUCGGCGCUGUGGCGCCGCCCCGCCGUCCCGUCGCUGACGCGCUGCACCUGGAGGGCGCCGACUGGGAGCUCCCACGCGGCAACUACGUGUUCGAGGACCUCGGCGCACGCGUGUUGUGCGUCGUGCUGGACGCCGCGCCAGGGGAGCAGACCGUCAUCGGCAACUUCCAGCAGCAGAACACGCACGUCGUGUACGACCUCGAGAACGACCGCUUGUCCUUCGCUCCGGCACGGAUAAGGAAGCUUCACACGGAGUGUCGUCGAAGCUUCGGACGAGGUACAAAGUUGAAGAUGACGGGGAGCCAAAGGUAGAUGAAACGAAGCUUCGACGCCUUUAGGAUUGUUUUCCAGCUAAGGAAGCCAAAGGAAGUCUCCGAGGAGGAGAAAAGUCAUAUACGACACGUCAACGGUGUAAAAUGGUGAAAUUGUAUUCCCUCAAUUAUGAAGGACUAUUGUGUAAUAGGAAGAGCAAAGUUAUAAUUUCAUAAAAAAAAUGUCCAUCAGUCUAGCCCUAUAACUAGAUGAACAAUGUCAUUGCUACAAGGAUCGACCUUGUUUGUAAUCUCGUGUAUGUAGCUCCCUUCUCCCCAGAGAGAGCUCAAAGGUAAUAUAAUUCUGAAGCUUUAUUGAAUA
This is a messenger RNA of Zea mays, 1986 nucleotides long. RefSeq lists its product as uncharacterized. The coding region runs from base 284 to 1591 and encodes 435 amino acids. Gene Ontology annotation, biological process: proteolysis. Lineage: Eukaryota; Viridiplantae; Streptophyta; Magnoliopsida; Poales; Poaceae. Gene Ontology annotation, cellular component: extracellular region. The transcript has 2 exons. The record is from RefSeq and is a predicted model, not a curated record. Gene Ontology annotation, molecular function: aspartic-type endopeptidase activity.